AUGGAUGAGUUUAAUAUCAAUAACAACAGUUUUAAUGAUUAUAUCAAUGAAGAAACCUUUCAAGAUAUUCAAGAAAAUAUUAUUUCUUAUGUUGAAACUUAUGGAGAAACUUAUGGAGAAGAA
This is a messenger RNA of Racocetra fulgida, 123 nucleotides long. The record is from the annotation of a GenBank genome assembly. NCBI's taxonomy places the organism in Eukaryota, Fungi, Glomeromycota, Glomeromycetes, Diversisporales, Gigasporaceae.